CCCGGUGUAUCUGCGGUGACCGGAAGCGGACGCAGAGUGAGCCCUCUGUCCUUCUGUCCCAUCUCUGCUCGCUGUCUCUGCUACGGAAGACAUUUUGAGUCGGUGCGCUCCGUUAGAUGUGACUGGCAGCGUGAAGCCAGCGCCGACGUGCGGGGAGCCUGUCCUCUUUUGUCCCGACUGACGGACUUCCAGCUAGAAACGAGGCCAAGAGGCGAUUUGAAAAAAAAAGUCACCGGCAUUAUUUAUUGUUUAAUCGGCGUAUGUGUAGCCUAGCUAGCUAGCGCCGCGCAUCGAGCCAGCCACAAAAAGCCAGCCGAGUCCUAGAUGCUAGCGAGUUAGCAUCACCUAGCUGGCCUCCUCCUCCUCCUCCUCCUCGACAGCCGGUCCCUCAACACACACAAAAUGGCUUUAAAGCGAAUUCACAAGGAACUAAACGACCUGGCCAGAGAUCCUCCGGCUCAGUGCUCUGCUGGGCCCGUCGGCGACGACAUGUUUCACUGGCAAGCUACUAUUAUGGGUCCUAGCGACAGUCCCUACCAGGGUGGUGUAUUUUUCCUGACUAUUCAUUUCCCUACAGAUUAUCCCUUCAAACCUCCCAAGGUCGCCUUCACGACAAGAAUUUAUCACCCAAAUAUUAACAGUAAUGGCAGCAUCUGCUUGGAUAUAUUGAGAUCACAGUGGUCUCCAGCAUUAACUAUCUCUAAAGUCCUUUUGUCCAUUUGUUCUCUGUUAUGUGACCCGAACCCUGACGACCCGCUAGUGCCAGAGAUCGCCCGCAUCUACAAAACAGACCCCAACAAGUACAACAAGACAGCUCAGGACUGGACUCAGAAGUACGCCAUGUGAUCCCGGCCGGCUCCGCCUACUUCCUCAUAGCUGGAACAAACUCUCAGUUACGGUUUUCUUUUUUUUUUUGCCCAUUUGGCCACACCCCCUUCUCAUCAGCCAAUAACAGCAGUUUGUUUUGAUUUUUGGCCCCUCCCCUCCCUCCCUCCCCCUUACUCCUCCUCCCCUCGACUUAAAACGCUUUUUAGAAACUCUUCAUCUGCCCGUUCUCCGCUUUCAAAAGACGCCAAGGGCUGAGAGCUGCCGGAGCAUGUUACCUGUACAGAAACACCACCGCCACUUUGUAAAGAGCUCUGCUCCCGACAGGAAGGUGCCAACUCCAACAAAAAAAAAAUUAAAUAAAAUAAUAAAACAAAAAAAACAAAAAAAAUACCAUGUUAAAACCACAGAUUCUCCUCAUGCCGUCAUGUUUAACGGGGGUCAACAUGGUGCAAUCACGUGUCUGUGAGCUUUUACCAAUAAGUAGUAGGGAACUCGAGGUCUGUGAAUAUUAUCCACUCACUAUUAAAACUGACUGUUUGAAUAGAGAACUGCUAAAAAAUACACCUGCAGGUUAAUAAGAAAAAAAAAAACAUUUUAUGCAUGUCAAUAAUAGAAGUAAUUGGUUCAUGUGCUGCUGAGAAACGGAUCGAGGCGAGUCUGAGUGCAGAAAUGUCCACUUGAAAAAAAAAAAAGAAGAAAAAAAAAAGGUGAUCUGGGUUUUUUUCUUUCUCUUUUUUGUUACCGUUCUUUUUCGGGUGUUUGUUUUUAGACCGGAGAGCCAUUAGUUUAUCCAUCAUCCACAACACUGUUCUCUUUUUGCACUGAAGAUGUUAUUCAAAGCUCUCAACGGCUGAUUGAUCAACUAAUAGCUCUGCUAUGUGAUGGUUUAUUUUUUUUCUCAAUAAAGAUGAACAAAUUGCAA
Molecule: messenger RNA, 1750 nt
Organism: Myripristis murdjan (pinecone soldierfish)
Lineage: Eukaryota; Metazoa; Chordata; Actinopteri; Holocentriformes; Holocentridae
Gene: ube2d2l
Product: ubiquitin-conjugating enzyme E2D 2 (UBC4/5 homolog, yeast), like
Exons: 7
Coding region: 403-846 (147 amino acids)
Source: RefSeq, a predicted model, not a curated record